AUGGCAUUCUAUCCUCUGCAAAUCGCUGGUCUGGUUCUUGGGUUCCUUGGCAUGGUUGGAACUCUUGCCACAACACUUUUGCCUCAGUGGAGAGUAUCAGCGUUUGUCGGCAGCAACAUUAUUGUCUUCGAAAAGCUCUGGGAAGGGCUGUGGAUGAACUGUAUCCGACAAGCCAAGGUGAGGCUGCAGUGCAAGUUCUACAGCUCCUUGUUGGCUCUCCCGCCAGCCCUGGAGGCAGCCCGAGCACUCAUGUGUGUGGCAGUUGCCCUUUCCUUGAUUGCCCUCCUUAUUGGCAUCUGUGGCAUGAAACAGAUCCAGUGCACAGGCUCUAGCCAGAGAGUCAAAGCCUACCUUUUGGGAACCUCGGGAGUCCUCUUCAUUCUGACGGGCAUCUUUGUUCUGAUUCCAGUGUGCUGGACAGCCAAUAUCAUCAUCAGGGACUUCUACAACCCAGCCAUCCACGUGGGUCAGAAACGAGAGCUGGGAGCAGCAUUGUUCCUUGGCUGGGCAAGUGCUGCUGUCCUCUUCAUCGGAGGGGGUCUGCUCUGUGGGUUCUGCUGCUGCAACAGAAAGAGGCAAAGACACAGCUAUCCAGCCCCUAGCUACCAUGUGCCACGCACAGAAAAGCGAAGGAACAUGACAAUGCUUAGUAAGACCUCUACCAGUUACGUCUAA
Molecule: messenger RNA, 675 nt
Organism: Tupaia belangeri chinensis (Chinese tree shrew)
Lineage: Eukaryota; Metazoa; Chordata; Mammalia; Scandentia; Tupaiidae
Gene: CLDN17
Product: claudin 17
Exons: 1
Coding region: 1-675 (224 amino acids)
Cellular component (GO): bicellular tight junction; membrane
Molecular function (GO): structural molecule activity
Source: RefSeq, a predicted model, not a curated record